AUGUUUCGUAGACAAUUUCUCCCUGUAGCCAGGUCUUCGAACGUAUUAUCAGCUUCCCGAAAUGCUUCUAAACUAAUAAAUGACAAAUUCACCCUAUUAACCUAUAACAUGCUUUCUCCAUCAUACAUGUGGCCCCAAGUUUACACUUACGUGCCUGAUCCGUAUAAAGAUUGGCAAUAUCGACAUAAGCUACUAGAGUCUGAGUUAUUGGGUUCUUACAAGGCUGAUAUUAUGUGUCUACAGGAAAUGACCUCGAGAGACUAUAAUGAAAAUUGGAAAAGGCUGCUGGGAUCUGGAAUUGGUUAUGGUUCUAAAUUUAUCGCCAAGUCUCCACCUUUAUAUUGGGAGAGGGAGGUAGAUGAAAUAGAUGGGGUGGGUAUUUUUUAUAAUCUGAAGAAAUUUGAUUUUAUUUCAUCCUCUGGGAUUUACUUGAAUCAAUUCUUGAAUGUUUUCUCUUCAACUGAAUUAGAAUAUUUGCAUUCAAAAAGAUUGGUCCUUACUGAUGGGGCGGGGGUUCCAAUUGGAGAAAAGAAUUUAUUGGAUGUUAUAUCUGGUAAGAAUCAGGUUUGUCUGUUUGUAUCUUUGAAACAUAAAGAAACAGGUGAGAUGUUCGUUGUCAUCAAUACACAUCUUUACUGGAAAUACGAUGAAGUCAAAUUGACACAAUGUAUGAUAAUUAUGAGAGAAUUAUCGAAGAUUAUUGACGAAUUAGUGAAAGGCGUGGAUGAUCCUGGGAAAGUCAAGAUUUUGUUUACUGGAGAUUUAAACUCUACAAAGAAAUCUCUAGUUAUCAAUUUUUUAAAGGGUCAAAUCCUUAGCCAUGGUCCUUUGAACAUGCUCAAUCCAAUGAGACCAUUUAUCAACAGUUCCAUUUACGAGGAAGUUCCGGAAAAUUUCUUCGUUCACACAUGCUACUCGGGGAAAUUGAAAGGAAUUUUUGAUUAUAUAUGGUACGAUGCAAAAGAAUUGCAAUUGACUAAGAUACUCACGGGUAAAGAAGUAUCCGAUGAACUAACCGAUUUAGAACAAUUUGGUUUACCCAAUAAGGACCAUCCCAGUGAUCAUAUUCCCGUAUUGACUGAGUUCCAAAUUUUGACUUCUAAAACAUCGAAGAGUUCGCGAAAAAACGUGGAGAGCGAUGAUGAAAAAUUUGUGACAAAGAUCUCAUAA
Naumovozyma castellii is the source of this 1170-nucleotide messenger RNA. It is a transcript of the gene NGL1, whose product is annotated as RNA exonuclease. NCBI's taxonomy places the organism in Eukaryota, Fungi, Ascomycota, Saccharomycetes, Saccharomycetales, Saccharomycetaceae. The record is from RefSeq and is a predicted model, not a curated record. The transcript has a single exon. Bases 1 to 1170 code for a protein of 389 amino acids.